UGCUGUAGUAAGAGUCAUGUCUGACUUGGAAUUCGGAGAUGAAGUGAAUCUGAAUGGCAGUGGAGCAGAGGGUGGUGGUAGUGGCAGUGGAGAUGGUGGGCUCAAUCCCAAUGAGGGAGUGAGUGUGAAUCUAGACAGUGAUGAUGAGCUUUUCCCGGCUGCUGCUUCUGCUGUCGCCAAACCACUAGCACCUGCUUCGACAGACAAAACUGCAAAAGCUUUUGCUGAUCUGGAUGCACCAAUGGGUGACAACGCGCCAUCUAACACUGUUAAAACAUAUGAGGCUGCUUCUGUGAUGCCUACUGUCUCCGGAAUUGCAGGGGCUUCCGAGUCUCCCACGCCGUUCUCUGUUUAUUCCGCACCUGCUAGAAAACCAACAGAAUCUGCGCAGAAUGCAGGAGACGGGACUUUUAUCAUCGUUUCGAUCAGUGAUUCCAUGAAAGUCGGUGAUGGUGUGAAUGCCUACAUGCGUUUCAAAGUAUCCACACGUACUAACUUGACCUACUUCAAAUCCAGUCAAUUCUCAGUUUUCCGCAGAUUCAGCGACUUCCUGGGACUGCACGAGAAACUGGUAGCCAAACACAUUAGUUACGGAAGGAUAGUGCCCCCUCCCCCAGAAAAGAACAUGAGUGGAAUGACUAAAGUUAAAAUGGGAAAAGAGGAGUCGUCAUCGGGCUCAGAGUUCAUCCAAAGAAGAAUGGCUGCUCUGGAGAGAUUUAUAAACAGAUGCCUUGACCAUCCGAAUUUGAGGAACGACCCAGAUAUGAGAGAUUUCCUAGAGCGAGAAGAGCUGCCUAAAGCAUCGCACACAUCAGCGUUGAGUGGUAAAAGCCUGAUGAAAAGAUUCAGCUCAGUAGUAGAAACAGCCACCGCUAAACCCACAAAGAUUCCAAAUGACCCGGACCAGUGGUUUGAGAUGAAACUGGUGCAUGUGGAGAACCUGGAGAACCAACUGAACAAGUUGGCUGUGAACAUCGAGGGACUCGUGCAGACCCGACAACAUCUGUCUGGGCACAGUGCGACAUUUGCGAAGAGUGUGGCCAUGUUGGGCAAUACUGAGGAGCACACUGUGCUGUCACGUGCGUUGAGUCAGCUGAGUGAGCUGGAAGAGAGGAUAGAACAUCUGCAUGCCAACCAGUCACAACACGACUACGACCUCUUCUGUGAGUUGGUUCGCGACUACUGUGGUCUGUUGAAGGCAGUGAGGGAGACAUUUGGACAGAGGGCGAAACAGUGGCAUGAGUGGCAGGGGGUGGAGAGCAAUCUGCUGAAGAAGAAGGAGAGCGAGGGCAGAAUGCAAGUCAGUGGCAGGACAGAGAAAGUCCCUGUUGUCAAGGCAGAGAUUGCACAGUUGGAGAUCAGUUCUGCGCAGAUGAAGAGCGAGUUUGAAAAGAUCAGUGAGAAUCUGAAGAUGGAGUUGGGUCAGUUUGAGGAGAAGCGGGUGGAGGAGUUCAAGAACAAACUCAUUCAGUACCUAGAGACACUCCUAGAAUCACAACAGACUCUGGUGAGAUAUUGGACUGAAUUCAUACCAGAAGCGAAGGCCAUUGUUUGAACUAAAAUCAGCCACGAAUGAUCAAGCUUUGAACGACAAUGAUACUCUCUAAUACGCUGUUGUAUGUACAAUUUGUGAACACGUUGCUUUAAAUUAUUAAUAUCUGUCUUUUGUUUAAUUAAAUUUAGACCCGCGAUAUUAUGAAUUCAACAGGCUGUUAUUGUGGAACGCAAUGGGCCUCAAUUGAUAUCAUCUAAUUUGUAUGUAGUCACAGGGAACUGAUUACCCUUAAAUUGCCUAAAUACCAGAAUAUUAUCCCUAUUUGAACAUUCUGAUUUAUUCCGCAGUUGUACGAUUUGUUUACCGAAAUUAAAAUGUAGCAUUAAAGUUUAUAUUUUUCAUCCAAA
Symsagittifera roscoffensis is the source of this 1902-nucleotide messenger RNA. RefSeq names its product sorting nexin-2-like. NCBI's taxonomy places the organism in Eukaryota, Metazoa, Xenacoelomorpha, Acoela, Convolutidae. Gene Ontology annotation, biological process: early endosome to Golgi transport. The record is from RefSeq and is a predicted model, not a curated record. Gene Ontology annotation, cellular component: endosome membrane; endosome. Gene Ontology annotation, molecular function: phosphatidylinositol binding. The coding region runs from base 17 to 1555 and encodes 512 amino acids. The transcript is spliced from 11 exons.